Molecule: messenger RNA, 3120 nt
Organism: Xiphophorus hellerii (green swordtail)
Lineage: Eukaryota; Metazoa; Chordata; Actinopteri; Cyprinodontiformes; Poeciliidae
Product: cortexin-1-like
Exons: 2
Coding region: 1037-1441 (134 amino acids)
Source: RefSeq, a predicted model, not a curated record
AAAAAGCGGCGCACAGCAGCAGCGGCUGAGCAGGAGGAGCAGAUUUUAAAGUUUGAUGCCACAGCGGUCCGGACAGAGCGGAAACUCAUCCCUGCUGAACUCCGGAACCAGGUGUAGAAACCUGGCUCAGCUUCACCUGGAACAUCUGAUAAGUCCGAUAACGCUCUGCUGAGAACUGCUGAGGACACCUGGAACAAGCAUUUAAGCGGAUUCUGUUUCUCCAAAUAUUUUGUGCUUUUUGUUGCUUCUCAACUUAAAAAGAAAGGCUUCUUUUUUUUUUCUGAGGAAACCACCCAGAGGGGAAGACGGCAAAAGAAACGUAUUCAAUAUAUGACUGUACUGACCCACUUUUCAUGCUCCAGCUAGCUGGGUGAAGAGGAAGCUUUGCAUUUAGCAGGCGGCAUCAGAGAAGGUUAUGGGCCGUUUAACAUGCAGGGCCAUUAAUCAAGCGACCUCCAGUUCUAAUUAGCUGCCACACACGUACACAAACAGUUGCAUCUGGCUGCUGAGGUAGUCUGUUUGUAACAGGACGCAGACAAGCUCUGGAACCGCCGAACCAAGUCAGGUGUUAGAUGUCCUCCUGCAUUGUAUCGUCUCUCUCGGACAACACUGACCUUGGCGGAGAAUAGAGAUGUUUGUUUGUGUUUGUUUGCAUUAGCGGAAGAUGGUGUCACGCCCUGUGUGCUAUGAUUGAGUGUCAAAGACACCUGAUAAGCAGGGAGGAAGAAUUACUGCCUGAGGCACGGAUGCUCAAAUAAGAAGGUGGCUGAUCAUCAUCAGACUUUUAGAGUUGCAUCCUUAAAUAAGUGACACACAAACGUAGCUUGUGCUAAUUGCGAAGUGCACACGUGCGUCUGUCUGACGCGUUGUCAGAGCAGAUUAAAGCCAGACCUUUUGUAGGUCAUGUCACUUUGACUUACUUAGCUUUGACAGCAUCAAGUGGCCACCAGAAAAAAAUGUGUGACACAGCAAAAAUACCAACAUCUUAGACGAAUACAUCACAUCAGUCCGCCUGUCUGUCAAAUAUAAAAGUUGCAUGCUGACUUCUUCAUCACCUCUCAUGAACGCCUUCCCCUUCUUCUCCACACUUCAACCCAACACACCCACCAUCCAGUCGGUGUGUAAGCCCUGUCUCCGGGCCCCGUGGAGAAUGAACGAUGUACCCACCCUGGACUACGAGUCGCUGAUGUCCCCGGCCAGCUCCUCGCUGCCCAGCAGUCCAGGCAAUGGCGGCAGCAGCCCUCCCCUCGCCUUGGUUGCGGUGGACACAGAGCAGCGUACCGCCUUGGCCUUCGUAGGCCUCCUCCUGCUUUUCUUGGUCUUCCUGCUCGUCAGAUGCUUCAGGAUCCUGCUGGACCCAUACAGUCGCAUGCCUUCAUCAUCCUGGACUGACCACAAGGAGGGCCUAGAGAGGGGUCAGUUUGAUUAUGCACUGGUGUAGGCUACAGAUUACAUGUUUGUUUGCACACAGAUUUUUUUUUUUUUUUUUAGUUUUCCUCAGAAAGUGAUGAUACAUGCUGUAUUGUUGUAAAUGCACUAGCAGAUGGGUAGACCUUUUGUUGGUGUAAAUUAAUGCUGCAGGACUAUUUAUCUACAUCAAGUGUUGUUCAACACAGGAUUCACCUUGGCAGGCAAACCCUCGCAGUGCUGUGAAAAAGUAUGUACCCACUUGCAGAUUUAUUCUGUUUUUGCUUUUUGUUUUCUUGUCACAUUUUAAAAUCUGUUUCAUAAUUUAAAACAUUUAAUAUCGAACCAAGAUAACUUGAAAAAACUUAUUUAAUUUGUUUAGAGAAAAAAAACCUCUUAAAUCUAAAUAGCUUUGGCAGCAAUAAAUCUAAUUGAGCAUUUGCAAUAACAGAUGAUGUAUCUUUCUUUGUUGCAGAAUUAUUUUCAUUCAGCCAUACUGUACAGUUUUUAAGCAUGAAUAGCUUGUAGUGUAAAAUACCCAAGCAUUAGGAAAAGCCUUGUAGCCUUUUUCAAAUUGAUCAACUUGAAAACCUCUCUCUGAUCUGAUCUUGAAUGUCUUUAGAUUAGGGCCUGAUGUGACGUUUUUAGAGAUAUUUUAUCCUACUUCAUGUUGAAUUAUUUGGUGAUUUAUUGAUUCAACAGGUCUGAGAGGAAUCACGAUUCUGAGGUGACUGAAAAUGAGUUCACCUUUAAAAAAAAUUAAAUAAAAAAUGUUAAAAAAUAUUUUUAUUGUGACAGUGAAGAAGCAAAAACAAAAACAAAUCUGUAAGGGUUUUUUUCCCCACAGUACUGUAGAAACUGGACCUUUAAAAGACAGACAACAACUGCCUUAACCUGACCUACUGUAACAGUCUAUUUCACCAUCCAAACACAGCAUCACUAUUUUUAUCUAAGCUCAGAGAUUCUUGGUUGUAAACAAUAUUACUUUACUUCACAAACUCAUGCUGCUUUUUUAAUUCACUCUGUGCUUAAUGCAGACAGUUAAAAGAACUCAGGUGUUGGAUGGACUCAGAAAAAAGUUAUUCUUAAGCAGAUGGCCCUUUAACUAGAUCCGGUAGAGUGUCUAAGUUUUCACUUCUAAUCCAGGAGCUCAUUUUACUCGCUGAUUCUGAAUUUUUGAACAUUGCUGUGGCUUCACAUGUUUUCAAAAAUCCAUGCAAAUAGUUUCCAUAAAACCCUGACAGUCUAUGCUUAAUGUGUUGUGUCCACACUGAGAAGCCAUAUUAAAAACAACAAACAAAAAACUAGUUUGUUACUGCAUGCAGAGGGUUAUGUUGAAGGGUUAUGUUCCUGUUUUUGGCAAUGAAGCAAAAUGCAUCAUUUAGGACAAAAAUUAUUUUUCUAAUCUCGACUCAAGUUUUGGAGUCUCCUUUUUUCUAUCUUUUUGUCUCUUCCUCCUAACCUAACAUACCAACUUUUAGACAGAAACUUUCAAGGCCAUCAUGCAGCCUUGUUUUAACAGGAGGCAAAACAAACAGCUUUGCUUUUUGUGAGUGUGUUUUCUGACAGCUGGCUUUCUUUUUUAGUGCUGGGUUAAAUCGGUGAGAUAAGAACUAUUUCUUGCAGAAUUCAUAUGUGCUUAUCUGAGGUAGUAAGAAGUUCACAAUCCGUGUGGGAAAUUAAAUAAAAAUAAAUUCUACUUAAUACAUUCAA